AUGGAAGAGUAUAAGAGAUCAUCUUCUAUUCAAUCCCUAUCUUUAUCUAGCCAGGAAGAAUCAGCUGAGCAGCCAAUCACUAGCAAAACAUCCAAGGCCACUUUGAUUUUCAUCAAAAGUCUUAAUGACCAAUUUGUCUACCAUUUUGUCACCUAUGUUCCCAACCAGCUCCAAAUCAAAUCCAAAGAAAAAUCCAAGCAGUCAUCAAGAUAUAUUCAGUCUGUUAAGAAGAAUGAUGAAAUGCUGACCAGUAAAUCUAACAAAAAUAAUCAAAGUCAAAGGUCAAAUGAAGAAAAGGUAUUAAAUUUUACCAUGUUCCCCAAAGCUUAUCAAAAUGAUGUGGUACUGAACAAGGGAAAGAAGAAAGCAGAGAUCUCAGGCUUGACAUAG
This is a messenger RNA of Suillus fuscotomentosus, 390 nucleotides long. RefSeq lists its product as uncharacterized. The record is from RefSeq and is a predicted model, not a curated record. Bases 1 to 390 code for a protein of 129 amino acids. Lineage: Eukaryota; Fungi; Basidiomycota; Agaricomycetes; Boletales; Suillaceae. The transcript is spliced from 2 exons.